This is a messenger RNA of Punctularia strigosozonata HHB-11173 SS5, 1874 nucleotides long. RefSeq names its product cytochrome P450. The transcript has 13 exons. The coding region runs from base 94 to 1740 and encodes 548 amino acids. Gene Ontology annotation, molecular function: oxidoreductase activity, acting on paired donors, with incorporation or reduction of molecular oxygen; iron ion binding; heme binding. Lineage: Eukaryota; Fungi; Basidiomycota; Agaricomycetes; Corticiales; Punctulariaceae. The record is from RefSeq and is a predicted model, not a curated record.
AGGACGUCCGCGCGCUCGAAUCUGGAACGUGCUCUUCGCAAGUUGGUCAAUCUAUCCUUCAGCAACUUGACACUCGCAGCUCGGAGCUUCCCCAUGUCGCUACCCUUACCGACAACUAGCCAGCUGGCUGGUGCAUCUUUCGUCGCUGUCCUGCUCUGGGCCGCCGUUAGCCGUACCCUCAACGUCCACGAUCCAACUCUCGAAGAUUUCCGUGGCCCACCCUCCGCCGGGUUCCUCCAAGGCAGCUUCGGCGAGGUCUCAGAGGCCGAUGGGUACCGCCUCUUCGAGAGGUGGGCAUCCGAAUACGGCCACUCAUACGUCUUUCGUUCAUUCUUCAACUCCUACAAGCUUUAUACAUCGGACCUGCGCGCCCUGAACCACAUCACCACCUCGGAUGUGUAUGAAAAGUCCGAGGUGGUGCGAUUCAUUCUCGGCAAAAUGGUAGGAAGAGGGCUCCUCUUCGUCGAAGGCGACCGCCAUAAGCAGAUGCGAAAGAUCACGAAUCCCGCGUUCGGCCUUGCCCAGAUCCGCUCCUUGACUCCGGUUUUCUUCGAGAAAUCGCUAGAGCUGAGGGAGAUAUGGACGUCCUUCUCUGCCCGAUCGUCACGCAGGGACGGAAAGUGCGAGAUCAACGUGUUCGGGUGGAUGGACAAGCUUGCCCUCGAUAUUAUAGGGUUAGCAGGCUUCAACUACGCUUUCGACAGCAUCCGUCGGGAGGACGACGACCGUAACGAACUCAACAAGGCCGUCCGGGACAUGUUCUCCUUCGACUACGUCAGCCCAUCAUUCAUCAUUCAACUCCUUAUCCCGGCCACCCGAGUAGUCCCGACGGACCGGACCCGGAUCCAGGCGAGGUCGCUGGAGGUGAUCAGGCGCAUCGGAUCGCAGAUGAUCGCGGACAAGAAAUCGGAGCUCGUUUCCACCUCCAUUCGAGCCGACUCGGCGGUGGAGAAGAACUCGAUCGAAGGGCGCGAUCUGCUUUCGCUGCUCAUCAAGUCGAACAUGGCCGUCGACGUCGAAAGCGAUGCGAGGAUGAGCGACGAGGAGCUCUUGGCCCAGGUGGUAUCGUUCCUCGUGGCCGGACACGAGACGACGUCGACGGCGCUGACGUGGAUCCUGUUCUCGUUGGCGGUGCACCCCUCGGUUCAAUCGAAGCUGCGGGCUGAGCUGCAGCUGGUCGGGUCGGACGCGAUAAACAUGGACGAAGUGGAUGGGCUGGAAUAUCUGGACGCGACGGUGCGAGAAGGACUACGUUAUCACUCUCCGUUGGCGACGACGGAGCGGGUGGCGACUCGAGACGACGUUAUACCCUUGGACACACCGUACGUGGACAAAGACGGCGUCACGCGAGAGAGCAUCAGGGUGAAAAAGGGCGACAACAUCCUCGUCCCGAUCAGAGCAGUGAAUCGGUCGAAGGAGCUCUGGGGUGAGGACGCCGAGGAGUUUAGACCCGAGCGGUGGCUCCAAUCUGCGAUACCGGACGCAGCGAAGCGCAUUCCCGGGAUUUACAGCCAUAUGAUGACAUUCCUUGGAGGGACCCACUCCUGCGUCGGAUAUCGCUUCGCUAUGGUCGAAAUGAAGGUCAUACUGUUCACCCUUAUACGAGCUUUCGAGUUCAGGCUUGCCAUUUCCCCGGAGGACAUUGGGCGGAAGGCAAACAUUGUCGGCCGACCUUAUGUUAUCAGCGAUCCCGAAUCUGGGACCCAACUGCCGUUGACCAUAAGGCUUAUCUCGUCAUGAAUCUCUUGGGGACACACGCCUGUCAUAUACGUUACUAUAUGUUUGUUCACUGCAACAUCUUCCAUGCCAUCCGCCCGAGCCGGUGCUUGGAGCACUGCCAUAUGAGAAUGAAUGUGGGGGCGAGCGCCUGUUUC